AUGCCCUAUACAAAACAAAUCCCAAAUAAACAUUUUCUUGGACCUCUCACCCCACCGCUCCACCGCCGCCACUCACACGCCCUCUCACCCCACCGCUCCGUGCACCGCCGCCACUCACACGUCCUCUCACCCCACCGCUCCACCGCCGCCACUCACACGCCCUCUCACCCCACUGCUCCACCGCUGCCACUCACACGCCCAUCACCCCAACGCUCCACCGCCGCCACUCACACGCCCUCUCACCCCACUGCUCCACCGCUGCCACUCACACGCCCAUCACCCCACCGCUCAAACGCCGCCACUCACACGUCCUCUCACCCCAACGCUCCACCGCCGCCACUCACACGACCUCUCACCCCACCGCUCCGUGCACCGCCGCCACUCACACGCCCUCUCACCCCACCGCUCCGUGCACCGCCGCCACUCACACGCCCUCUCACCCCACCGCUCCACCGCUGCCACUCACACGCCCAUCACCCCACCGCUCCGUGCACCGCCGCCACUCACACGCCCUCUCACCCCACCGCUCCACCGCUGCCACUCACACGCCCAUCACCCCACCGCUCCACCGCUGCCACUCACACGCCCUCUCACCCCACCGCUCCGUGCACCGCCGCCACUCACACGUCAUCUCACCCCACCGCUCCACCGCUGCCACUCACACGCCCAUCACCCCACCGCUCCACCGCCGCCACUCACACGCCCUCUCACCCCACCGCUCCACCGCCGCCACUCACACGCCCUCUCACCCCACCGCUCCACCGCCGCCACUCACACGCCCUCUCACCCCACCGCUCCACCGCCGCCACUCACACGCCCUCUCACCCCACCGCUCCACCGCCGCCACUCACACGCCCUCUCACCCCACCGCUCCACCGCCGCCACUCACACGUCGUCUCACCCCAACGCUCACCGCCGCCACUCACACGCCCUCUCACCCCACCGCUCCACCGCUGCCACUCACACGCCCAUCACCCCACCGCUGCCACUCACACGCCCAUCACCCCACCGCUCCACCUCCGCCACUCGCACGCCCUCUCACCCCACCGCUCCGUGCACCGCCGCCACUCACACGCCCAUCACCCCACCGCUGCCACUCACACGCCCAUCACCCCACCGCUCCACCUCCGCCACUCGCACGUCCUCUCACCCCACCGCUCCACUGCCGCCUCUCACACGUCCUCUCACCCCACCGCUCCACCGCCACUACUCACACGCCCUCUCACCCCACCGCUCCACCGCCGCCACUCACACGUCCUCUCACCCCACCGCUCCGUGCACCGCCGCCACUCACACGUCCUCUCACCCCAACGCUCCACCGCCGCCUCUCACACGCCCUCUCACCCCACCGCUCCACCGCUGCCACUCACACGCCCAUCACCCCACCGCUGCCACUCACACGCCCAUCACCCCACCGCUCCACCUCCGCCACUCGCACGUCCUCUCACCCCACCGCUCCACCGCCGCCUCUCACACGUCAUCUCACCCCACCGCUCCACCGCCACUACUCACACGCCCUCUCACCCCACCGCUCCACCGCCGCCACUCACACGCCCUCUCACCCAACCGCUCCACCGCCGCCACUCACACGUCGUCUCAUCCCACCGCUCCACCCCUCCUCAGUCACACCCCCACCACCACCUCUUAUUCACAACCCCAAGCUCCACCCGAACCUCACUCUUUCGGCUACUAUAA
Haliotis rufescens (red abalone) is the source of this 1695-nucleotide messenger RNA. Its product is annotated as mucin-2-like. The transcript has a single exon. NCBI's taxonomy places the organism in Eukaryota, Metazoa, Mollusca, Gastropoda, Lepetellida, Haliotidae. Bases 1 to 1695 code for a protein of 564 amino acids. The record is from RefSeq and is a predicted model, not a curated record.